AUGUCUUUCCCUAGGGUUCCUCCUCUGUCUAGGAUUCCUUCAUAUCUCAACAAAAGCAACAACUUUCACCUUCACCACACUCACUUUAUUCCAAUAUCCAAAUCCCAACAACAACCUACAAACCAAACUGUCCGUUCACUCACUAAUUUCAAUGUCCCAAUACAAUCUCAAUCUCCUUCUGCACUUCCCUCUCCAAUGCCUUCUUCUCCUAUUGAUAAUGCCAAUUCCACUCAGAGGAUUUUUUUAAUUGUGAUUGCUUAUGGGAAUUAUGUGGUUGUUAUUCAGAUUGAUGAUUCUGCUCAUCUAGAGAGGUUUAAUCAUGAUUGCUCUAAAGAUUUUCAAGUGAGUGCUGCUGAUUUUGAACGAAAGAGACCUCAAGAUUUUGACUUUUUCUUGGUGCUUGAUUUGGAAGGGAAAGUUGAGAUUCUUGAGUUUCCUGUACUGAUAAUUGAUGCGAAAAAUAUGGGUGUUGUUGAUUUGUUUCACAGGUUUGUACGGCCCACAGCAAUGAGUGAGCAAAGAGUAAAUGAAUAUAUUCACAACAAAUACGGCAAGUUUGGAGUUGAUCGUGUGUGGCAUGAUACAGCCCUCCCAUUUAAUGAAGUUCUUCAAAAAUUUGAAUCGUGGUUGACUCAACAUAAUUUGUGGGAAAAGAUGCAUGGUGGGCUUCUUAAUCGAGCAGCGUUUCAGGCCAGAGGUAUGAGGACAAUGAUGCAGCAACUUAAAAUACCAAUGGUGGGAAGUCACCAUCUUGGUCUUGAUGACACAAAGAAUAUAGCAAGAGUUUUGAUACGGAUGCUAGCCGAUGGCGCAGUAGUGCCGAUUACUGCAUGGAGGAAACCUGAACACUCCAGCAUAUACCAACCUCGAUUAACAAUUUCCUUGCUCGUGAAAUACACGUCAACAGGCGUGCGUGGUACAAAAGCCAAAAACUAA
Messenger RNA from Dovyalis caffra, 936 nucleotides. The record is from the annotation of a GenBank genome assembly. NCBI's taxonomy places the organism in Eukaryota, Viridiplantae, Streptophyta, Magnoliopsida, Malpighiales, Salicaceae.